Messenger RNA from Paracoccidioides lutzii Pb01, 4578 nucleotides. Its product is annotated as metal resistance protein YCF1. Bases 1 to 4578 code for a protein of 1525 amino acids. The transcript is spliced from 8 exons. The record is from RefSeq and is a predicted model, not a curated record. Gene Ontology annotation, cellular component: membrane. Gene Ontology annotation, molecular function: ATP hydrolysis activity; ABC-type transporter activity; ATP binding. Gene Ontology annotation, biological process: transmembrane transport.
AUGGCUCAGAGUGGAUUCCACCAAGUGGUCCUUACCGCUUUGUCGUCCUCCGGUAACGUCAGCUCCGCGUUACCUUCGGUUCUUGCCCGUCACCAGCCCUUCUGCGGCGAUAUUGAAGGAUGGGGCCCUAUAAGCCGCACACGAUUUGAUCUAACGCCCUGUUUCCUUGAUGUCUGGGUGUCUCUCGUGGCCGUCUGGGGCCUGGUUAUGGGCGCAGGGGCCAUUUGGUUCCUGUUCACCAAGAGAACACCCCAAGCGGUGCAGAAGAACUGGCACUUCUAUGCGAAAUUGUCUGUAAUAUGGGCUCUUAUCCUCGUCACCGCCCUUCAAGGGACGCUCCAAGUCGAGACCCUCCCGAAGAUAUGGUUUGGAGAUUUCAGAUUCUGGACCACCAUCCUUAUCCUGUCGUCGCUGGGGGUUAUAUAUACUGUACAAUACUACGAGCACUGGAGAAGCCGUCAACCAAACGGUGUCGUGCUGUUCUACUGGCUGUUCUUGACCAUCGUCUACGCUGUGAAGCUUAGGUCCCUCGUAUCCCGGCAGUUAUAUCGCACUCAACUGCCUUAUUUCGUCACUUUCGCCGUUGGCCUAGCUCUCGCGAUAACUGAAUUUGCGUUAGAAUACCUUUUCAAAAAGAAACAGAGUGCAUAUGACGUGCUGGGAGACGAAGAUGAAUGCCCGUACGAAUAUGCAGAUAUCUUUUCGGUCUUGACCUUCUCCUGGAUGACACCCUUAAUGAAGGUCGGGUACAAGAAUUUCCUCACUCAAGACGAUUUGUGGAAUUUGCGUCGAAGGGAUACCACUCAUGUUACGGGUGACGAGCUUGAGAAAACCUGGGCUCGUGAGUUGAAAAAGAAGAAGCCGUCGUUGUGGCGAGCUCUGUUUCGAGCAUUUAGUGCCCCAUAUUUCCGCGGCGCUGUGAUCAAAUGCGGCAGUGACAUUUUGGCUUUUGUUCAACCUCAGCUUCUCCGCCUCCUCAUAACCUUCAUUGAUUCGUACCAAACGGAAAGCCCUCAGCCAGCUGCUCGGGGUGUAGCACUUGCGCUCGCUAUGUUUGUUGUUUCUGUAAGCCAAACGGCCUGUCUUCAUCAGUAUUUCCAGAGAGCAUUUGAGACUGGAAUGCGCGUCAAGUCUGCUUUGACGUCCAUGAUUUACACGAAAUCUCUAAGACUUUCGAACGAAGGUCGCGCCUCGAAAACUACUGGUGACAUCGUCAACCAUAUGGCUGUUGACCAGCAGCGCCUUUCUGACCUUUGCCAAUUUGGAAUGCAGCUUUGGUCUGCUCCAUUUCAAAUUACUCUCUGCAUGAUAUCUCUGUACCAACUUGUUGGCUUGAGUAUGCUUGCUGGUAUUGCAGCAAUGGUACUUAUGGUUCCACUGAACGGUCUAAUUGCGAAAGUCAUGAAAAACUUGCAAAUCAAACAGAUGAAAAACAAGGACCAGCGAACCAGAUUAAUGACCGAAAUUCUAAAUAAUAUGAAAAGCAUCAAGCUUUAUGCCUGGAAUACUGCCUUCAUGAACAAGCUAAACCAUGUUCGAAAUGACCUGGAGUUAAAUACACUCAGAAAAAUUGGCGCAACCCAAUCUAUCGCAAACUUUACGUGGUCUUCGACCCCGUUUCUGGUGUCCUGCUCCACAUUCGCGGUGUUCGUUUUGACAAAUGAUAAACCCUUGACCACGGAGAUUGUUUUUCCGGCAUUGACCCUCUUCAAUCUCCUCACGUUUCCCCUGUCUAUUCUGCCUAUGGUCAUUACGUCCAUCAUUGAAGCUUCCGUUGCCGUGAAUCGUCUCACGACAUACUUUGCUAGUGAAGAAUUGCAGAAAGAUGCUGUCUCCUACGAGGAUUCCGUUACACAUCCCGGAGAUGAGGCUGUACGAGUCCGAGAUGCGACUUUUACAUGGAACAAGCAUCAAAGCGAAAAUGCUCUUGAGAAUAUCGAUUUCAGCGCCAGAAAAGGGGAGCUAAGUUGUAUUAUUGGCCGCGUGGGAGCGGGAAAGUCAUCAUUCCUUCAAUCAUUGUUGGGAAAUCUAUGGAAACUUCACGGAGAAGUAGUUGUACGAGGUCGCACUGCGUAUGUCGCACAACAAGCUUGGGUUAUGAAUGCCAGUAUCCGUGAAAAUAUCGUGUUUGGACAUCGCUGGGAUCCACGCUUCUAUGAGUUGGCUGUAGAAGCUUGCGCCCUUCUCGACGACUUCAAAACCCUUCCUGACGGUGACCAGACUGAGGUGGGUGAACGUGGUAUUUCUCUAUCUGGUGGCCAAAAGGCCCGUUUAACACUAGCAAGAGCCGUGUACGCUCGUGCGGAUGUAUACAUUUUGGACGACGUUCUAUCAGCUGUGGAUCAACAUGUGGGGAGACAUAUCAUUAAUCGAGUGCUUGGUCGAAAUGGUAUACUAUCGACUAAAACGAGGAUUCUAGCAACCAAUUCUAUUCCUGUGCUAAAGGAGGCUGACUUUAUUGCCUUACUGAGGAACGGAACUAUUAUUGAAAAAGGAACGUAUGAACAGCUGUUAGCGAUGAAGGGAGAGGUUGCCAGUCUUCUCAACUCCACCACAAGCGAAGAGGGUUCUGAUUCCGAUGACAUCUCCCACGAAGACGAGGACGUUAAGAGUCCGGAAACACUAACAGUCCUUGACAAUGAUGAUUCGGAUCUGUCUGAAAUCGAAGAGUCUCAGGAGAGACUGGGACCCCUUGCCCCUAUCGGGAAUGGCGGAGUCAUCCGUCGGAUGAGCACUUCAAGUUUGCGUCGUGCAAGCACUACGAGUUGGCAUGGGCCGCGCAAUUUCGUGGAUGAAGAAGGUGCUCUCAAAUCUAAACAGACAAAGGAGAAGUCUGAGCAAGGGAAAGUCAAGUGGAGUGUCUAUGGGGAGUAUGCGAAAACAAGCAACCUCUACGCGGUAGCUACUUAUUUAACCGCGCUUCUGUUAGCGCAAACGGCGCAGGUUGCUGGUAGCUUUUGGUUGGAAAGAUGGUCGGAGGCAAACAAAAAGGCGGCGAGGAAUGCGCAGGUGGGGAAAUAUAUUGGCAUUUAUUUCGCAUUUGGGCUUGGAUCUUCGGCGCUGGUUGUUCUGCAAACUUUGAUUCUUUGGAUAUUUUGCUCUAUUGAGGCAUCCCGAAAAUUGCAUGAGAGAAUGGCGUAUGCGAUAUUCAGGUCUCCUAUGAGCUUUUUUGAAACUACCCCUUCUGGCCGGAUUCUGAAUCGUUUCUCAAGUGAUAUUUAUCGAGUUGAUGAAGUUUUAUCCCGCACAUUUAAUAUGCUAUUCGUCAAUGUUGCUAGAGCAGCAUAUACCAUGGUUGUCAUCGCCGUUUCAACUCCCCUCUUCCUUAUUAUGAUCAUACCCCUUGGAUUGGUGUAUUUUAGCUACCAGAGGUAUUACUUAAGUACUUCGCGCGAACUUAAAAGAUUAGACAGCGUCAGCAAAAGUCCUAUCUACGCUCAUUUCCAGGAAACUCUCGGCGGUAUUUCGACCAUUCGGGCAUUUAGGCAACAAGACAAAUUUUCAAAGGAGAAUGAAUAUCGGAUGGAUGCAAAUAUUCGAGCGUACUUCCCCUCCAUCAGCGCCAACAGGUGGCUUGCUGUACGACUGGAGUUCAUUGGCUCUGUGAUUAUUCUAGCAGCAGCUAUGUUCCCAAUUCUGUCAGUGGCUACUGGAUCCAAAUUAUCUGCUGGCAUGGUCGGUCUAUCAAUGUCAUACGCGCUCCAAAUUACGCAGUCUCUCAACUGGAUUGUUCGGCAGACAGUCGAAGUGGAAACUAACAUUGUCUCCGUCGAGAGAGUGUUGGAGUAUGCAAACCUUCCCAACGAGGCUCCAGAUGUCAUUUUCAAAAAGCGACCCCAGAUUGGCUGGCCCUCUCAGGGAGGCGUGCAAUUCAAGAAUUACAGCACCCGGUACCGUGAAGGUCUGGACCUUGUGCUUCAAGAUAUUAACCUUGACAUUAAACCUCACGAAAAGAUUGGUGUUGUUGGCCGAACAGGUGCAGGCAAAAGCUCGCUGACAUUGGCUCUGUUCCGCAUCAUUGAAGCAACAGCAGGAAACAUUAGCAUCGACGGGUUGGACAUCAGUACUAUUGGCCUAUUGGAUUUGCGGGGUCGCCUGGCAAUCAUACCACAAGACGCGGUUUUGUUUGAAGGAACUGUUCGAGACAACCUCGACCCACGCCACGUCCAUGAUGACACCGAGCUAUGGAGUGUGCUUGGGUCGAAUCUAAGCCAAGGCCAACGACAGCUUAUUUCAUUAGCUCGAGCCUUGUUAACGCCAAGCAACAUUCUCGUUCUUGAUGAAGCCACUGCCGCUGUCGAUGUGGAAACGGAUGCACUGCUGCAGCAGAUGCUUCGAAGUAGCAUUUUCCGCGAUCGAACCAUCAUCACAAUCGCCCACCGCAUCAACACCAUCCUGGAUAGCGAUCGGAUCGUCGUUCUGGACCAUGGAUCUGUUGUUGAGUUCGAUACUCCGGACGCACUAAUUCGGCGGGGCGGACAGUUCUACCAUCUUGUUAAAGAGGCUGGGCUUCUUGAGGCUAAUGUCCCAAUCACCAAUGAUACCACCAGCACCACCAAGACGAUACCAAGUCCAUGA